AUGAGUCGCCUCGUCGUCGCGAUCGGCCACGUCGAGUUCACGGGCAGCAGCCACGUGCUCUACGUCGUCAACGUCCAACAAGACGUCGACGCGUGGCAAGUGCGCCGCACGUACUCGGACUUCCGCAAGCUGCGCGACGACGUCCAGCGCGUGAUGCGCGACGACGAGUCGCGGCGCGACAGCAGCGCGCGGACGUUUGCGCGCGCGCUGCAGGACGUGGCGUUCCCGUCCAAGCGCCUCUUUGGGAGCAAGAAGGACCACGUGGUGAAAGAGCGCGCGGUGGAGCUCCAUCGCUUCCUCAUGAAGCUGCUCGUGCUCACGCACACGUUCCGCAAGGCGCAGAAAGAGCGCGGGGAGCAGGUGGACGACAACGACCUCGCGGACCGAUUGCCGACGAGCGUGGCAGUGUUUCACUUGCUGCGGGACUUUCUCAAGCCCGUGACGAUGGCCGUGGACCCCUGUGCGCUAGUGCUGCCGUCGAACGGUAGUAGUAGUAGUAGCUGCAGGAGUAGUAGUGCCAAGACGACGACGCGGGACGACGGGCCGAUGAACUGGACAGCACGAGGGGCUUCGGGCACGAGCAGUGGGCACCGACAUGCUGCAAUAGACGGCCGCGAGCCGCUGUCGACGACGCGCGUGAUCCGCGAGAGUAAGAUCUUGGGUCUGAGGAGCUCGUUGAGCUCGAACAAGUCGAGCGGGCGACGGGGCGACGAGCGGUGCGAGGAACUUCUUCUGCCCACGGCGGGUGGUGACCACAGCGAUGGAGCUGGACAGGAAGCACGCGAGAGGUUGGAGGACACUGUGGCGCAGAGCGAGCGAGGAACGAGUUGCAGUGCAACGGGUGGGGCAAAAGCAGGAAGAGCACUGCCCGAGCGCUUGCGGGCUGACGUCGGCUCGCUCUUGCGCGGACGUGUACCGAAGACAGCGCCUAGUGCGUUGACGGGCGCGAGCAAGUCCGAACAGCUCUGCUCGACGUUCGAUGGCAGUCUGGACGAGUGGAAGAGCAGCAUUGCGCGCGCAGCUUCGUCCAUGCCCCACUCUGCCGGGUCGUCAGUGCACGACGAACCAGAGCCCGAGAAGGAGCGAGCGACGGCGUCUUCGUCCAGGCCCUUGUCGGCUUCGUGUGCCACGUUUGUCGAUGGCAGGAGGGGCAAGGACUUGUCAACGUCUUCGUCGUCGACGUCGUCGUCGUCGUCGUUCGUGUGCCAUACGAACAAGUGCUCGCGACGGGGCAACGACGUGUUCCAUUCGUUCCAGGAAGCUCGGAGCACGGACCGGAGCUUUGUGGUGCACAGCAGAGAGAAACUGCGCUCGUCGCGGCCCAAGCGGAAAGCGCUGUCCACCAAGUGCAUCCAGCUGACCGAUUCCGAGCGCAUGUCGCGCGUGAGCUCAGCGCUGAAUGCUCAGGCGAUUUCCAUCCACGCGCAGCGAGAGCUGGAAAAGUACUUGUCCGAGUACAGCGCCAUUAUGAUCUUGCGCUACUUGGACCGGUUUAUUAACAAGGCAGUGAUGAAAGCGCCGGGUUGCUACAGCGUCGACGCCGAGUACCGCCUGGUGAUUGACAGCCAGCGGUUCCUCGAAGAGCUCGAAGUGAAGUUCGCCGACUUGCCUUCGAACUUUGGCGAGAUGUUUCGCGUCCGUGUUGCAGUGGACAGCCAGAAGGAGUGGGGCUUUCCUCUUGCGCUGGACAAGUACGUGCAGCUCAAGUGGGACUCGUUCCAGGCCAUGAACAGCAGCAAUAGUAUCGCGAGUCUCGACAAUGGCCACAGCAGCGCGGCCGACCACACGUCGGACUCGGAGGACUCGGACACGGAGUACGAGUACGAAGAGGUGGGUGGUGGUGGUGGCGGCGGUGGCAGUGGCUACAUGAGAGCAAAGCACACGUUCUCCAACGACGAAGAAUCGAUGCUGCAAGAGAUGAUUGACAACGGCACGGCCGGCCGCGACCAGAUGCUUCGUCUACGACGGCAGACGAACGAGCAGGGCUGGAAUUGGCGCGGCAAGUCAGGCUCUCGAUCGCAGCGCGUGACGGAGCAGGGAUCGUCGUCGUCCGAGUCGGAAGAUGGAGGAGACACAAAGGCUCAGCAGCGAGAGAAGCGCCGGCUGAAGCGACGAGACCCGACGCGGAGUGGGCCGUGUGAAGUGGAAAAGUACCAGCAGGAGCAGAACGCCCGACGGAAGGACCGGCUAAGUCGAGUGCAGAGCAUCGGUGGCUUUGUAUAG
Messenger RNA from Hyaloperonospora brassicae, 2223 nucleotides. Lineage: Eukaryota; Oomycota; Peronosporomycetes; Peronosporales; Peronosporaceae. The record is from the annotation of a GenBank genome assembly.